AUAUACUCGUCUCUCCCUCCCUCUCUCUCUCCCCCCGACCGUCUCCAACACUACUAUUCAGUUUCUUUUCCCUUCGACUCUCUCUCUCUCUCUCUCUCUCUCUCUCUCUCUCCCCGAUGGAUGAAUCUGUGAAAGAUCAAUCAUCUGCCCCAGCGAACACGGAGAAGUCGUUGUCUUCGUCGACGAAACUCAGGUACCCGCUGCGAUCUGCGACCAAACUGAAGGAAGAAAAGCCAUGGGCGGCCGAAUUGUCAAAUCCUUCUGUUCCCAAGAGAGGAAGACUUGCAUCAACUGUAAGUAAGAGCGUGAGUGUGCUUGAUGUCUCUGGAAAGGACAAAUCAGGGAAGCCUCCCAGAAGGCUUUCUAUUCCUUCCAAGUCCACUACCAGCCCUGUUCCAAGAUCUGUUGGCAUUAUUACUCCAAUUUCUGAGGCCAGAGCAAAAAGAUCUGAUAAUAGUCAAACACCACUUUCUGAUGUUUCCAAAUCGUCAAACCGAAGGAAGUUCAACGUUCUGUCAUCAGCAUCGUACUGGCUGUCACAGAUCAAGCUCUCUGAAUCUGCUGCUCAGCACUCAAUCUCACUUGGAUUUUUCAAACUUGCUUUUGAGGCAGGAUGUGAGCCUCUUCAAAGAAUGAAGGAUGAGCUGAACUCUUAUGCACGGCGACAUAGCUUGGCUGAACUUGGAGAAAAUGCAAAAGAACUGUUUGAGGGCUACAACAUGUUGCAAAACUUUGAGCAGUUGCAAGUCUCUGAAACUUGUUCCCAAGUGCACAAAGAGGGAACUCAGUCAUCUGAUGAUGAUGGACACAGCUCUUCUUCUACAACGGGGCCUAGGAAACUGAAGCCAAAGUCCUUGAACAAUUAUGCUACAGCUCAAGCUUCUCCAGUUAUAGGAUCAGCCAAGAAGGAUGCUGUCAAAAAAGAUAAUCCUGGAAUAAGGAACAGAGGAUCUAUGGUGAAGAAUUCUGCAAAUGCUAAAGCCGGAACAGAAGUUGCUGGGCGUACCAUAUCAAAGGCAUCCCAGAAGCCGAGUAAGCAAGUGCUUAAUCAGGAAAAGGAUAAGAUCAAGAAGCAGGGAAAGAAAACUAUUUGUGAACAAAGUCCAGUGAAUCCUUUGUCUACUGAAGAACCACUUCAAGAAAACAAAGAGAACAUGGAAGAUGCUCCCCAGAUGGAAAGGAUCAGCAUGAUUGAAGUCUAGCCAGAAUCCCGGACCAAGCAUGCUGAACUAUUGCAUAAUAACGUUUUGUCUUCAAUGUUUUUUUGUGAUGGCUGUAUAGGUAUAGAUGGUGCUUUGGGUGAAGUACUUAAGUGUGGUGAUGAAUUCACAUUUUUUAGUAUUUGUAUUUUGUUGUUGAUGGGUUAAUGGACCAUGAGUCCAGCAUUAUGAAGUUUUAAGUUGGGGAUUUCCGAUUGUAUGGAGUUAUGAAACAUAAUUGUUUCUGCUUGAUAAGGUAACUCUCACAGGCUUGAUA
Molecule: messenger RNA, 1476 nt
Organism: Rhododendron vialii
Lineage: Eukaryota; Viridiplantae; Streptophyta; Magnoliopsida; Ericales; Ericaceae
Exons: 6
Coding region: 117-1202 (361 amino acids)
Source: RefSeq, a predicted model, not a curated record